AGUUAGAUCCUGUGUUUCGCGUUGAACACAUCAACAAUGAACGACGAAAACAGAAAUACCGAGUUAGUGAACUGGUUCAAAAAAGCCUUGGGCACCGAGGAAUGCACGGUGGAAUUACAAGGAAUGAAAGAAAAAGGUGAUGGUUACUUAGCGGACAUAAAUUUCGCCAAAAUUACUCUGAAUGAAACCAAUAAAAACUCCCAGGAACUCUACCUGAUUGCCAAAGUGAGUAGAACCGCAGUAGACAUGCGCUCAUUCUCCGAAGAUCUUUGCAAAAGGGAAGUAGCCUUUUACGCGGAGAUAGUGCCAUUGAUGUAUCAAUUCCAAAAAGAAAAAUCCAUCGAGCGACCAUUCAAGGCGCUCCCCAAGUGCUACAAGGCUUUCGAAACGAAAGAAACGGAAGUUAUAGUCCAGGACAACAUGGUGCAAAAAGGAUACCGGUUGCACAAUAAGAGAAUACCCAUGAACAUGAAUCACAUUAAACUAGCUCUUAGAAAUUACGCCAAAUUCCACGCUAUAUCUUUAGCCCUGAACGAUCAAAGACCGGAAGAGUUUGAGCGAAUCGAACGGAAUUAUACAAAUUUGUUUCUGGAGAAAAUCAACUUAUUCGAAGGGAUGUAUAAAAGCACCGUGGAAAAGGUAAUUGGGAAUUUGAUCGAAAUAGGAAGAAGCGAUCUCGCGAAACGGUACGAAAAACUCAUGGAGAGAGGCACAUGCAACAUUCUGAUCGACCUGUUCAACGAUUUACCCAAAGAAAGGGUCAUUACGCACGCGGACUGUCAUAAUGGAAACCUCCUCUUCAAAUAUAGGGACAACGAGGAAAACAACCCAACAGACAUGGUGAUGCUAGACUUCCAAAUUUCCUGCGUAUUUUCACCCAUGAUAGACUUGGCUCUCUUUUUGUAUUGCGGCGGUUCCAAAGUUGAAUUGGACCAGUUGGAAUACAUCCUGGAAUACUAUCACAAGGAGCUUUCAUCGUUCCUUUCGGAAUUGGGCAGCGACGUCGAGAAACUGUUUCCAGUUUCGGUCAUGUGGGAGCACUGGAGAAAAUACGCCUUCCACGGUUUCAACGGCGGUACGUGCAUUUUGGAAUUGUUCUUCGUCGAAACCGAUGAUGUUCCCAAUUUCGAUGAUACUAGUACUUGGCAGGAUGACGGUUCUGGUUCAGGAGACCAGAAGCUCUUUAAUAUAAAAGUGAAAAACCGAGAGCCGUAUUUGGAGAGGUUGAGGGAUAUUGUGGAACAUUAUUUGAAUUUUAAUAAAAUACAUUAAGCAUUUGAUGUUUGUUUGAAAUUUAUAUAAUUUAAAUGUUACCUAAGGUUACAUAAAUGUUUUAUUUUUUGAUGUUUACCAGGCUAUUCA
Phyllotreta striolata is the source of this 1362-nucleotide messenger RNA. The record is from the annotation of a GenBank genome assembly. Lineage: Eukaryota; Metazoa; Arthropoda; Insecta; Coleoptera; Chrysomelidae.